Messenger RNA from Hypomesus transpacificus, 3405 nucleotides. RefSeq names its product transient receptor potential cation channel, subfamily C, member 4b (gene trpc4b). Gene Ontology annotation, cellular component: cation channel complex; membrane. Gene Ontology annotation, biological process: regulation of cytosolic calcium ion concentration; manganese ion transport; calcium ion transmembrane transport. The record is from RefSeq and is a predicted model, not a curated record. Gene Ontology annotation, molecular function: protein binding; store-operated calcium channel activity; inositol 1,4,5 trisphosphate binding. The transcript has 11 exons. Lineage: Eukaryota; Metazoa; Chordata; Actinopteri; Osmeriformes; Osmeridae. Bases 430 to 3183 code for a protein of 917 amino acids.
UCCUCAACCACAAGAAGCCUAGCAGGGAGAGGCAGGUGAGACAUGGACCGGUGGACUCUUUACCAGACACAGACUUUUUACCUCGCAGACACACAAACACACAAACAAAGCAAUCUCAUCAAGAAUAUUGUUGUUGUUUUAGUCCUCCUUUUCGACCCCAGGCAAAUGGAGCCCUCUGACUAAAGGAUUGAAGGCCAAAUCACCGCUAAAUUGUCAGAAGACUUGGGCUAAGUGAAGAAGUUACAGGAAAUAGGGGAGUGUCUUUUUCAACCAUUGGCAAUGUGACUAAUGUUUUAUCUUGAUUUUAUCAUGAUUAACAAUUUGUUUACUACCUCUCACCAUAACCGACAUCCUUUUUAAGUUGUCCCUGUCUGCAUCGUCUCUGGCCAGUGUUAUCCCUCUCUACUGCUGCCCCAGGGCUCCCCAGCUAUGCGCCAUGGUCAAGCAGCCAUUUCACAGCUGUAUAACAGAACAGACACUUCAUUGGAUAGGGACCGCAUCCACCUGAAGAUUGUCCGGGCUAAAUCAGAACUGUCUGGCCCGGAGCGAGCCUAUCUGCGUGCUAUCGAGAAGGGAGACUACGCUAGUGUCAAACAGGGCUUAGAGGAGGCAGAGAUCUAUUUCAGGAUCAACAUCAACUGUGUUGACCCACUGGGACGCACAGCACUACUCAUAGCCAUUGAGAAUGAGAACCUGGAGAUCAUUGAGCUUCUUCUUAACUACAAUGUGUUUGUGGGAGAUGCCCUGAUGCAUGCUAUCCAGAAGGAGGUUGUGGGAGCUGUGGAUUUGAUCCUCAACCACAAGAAGCCUAGCAGGGAGAAGCAGGUGCCACCAAUCCUGUUGGAAAAGCAGUUUUCUGACUUCACACCAGACAUCACCCCCAUUAUUCUGGCUGCACAAACCAACAACUAUGAGAUUAUCAGGUUGCUGUUGCAAAAGGGUGUAUCCAUACCUCACCCACAUGCAGUGUGUUGCAACUGCAUUGAGUGUUUGUCCAGCUCAGAUGUGGACAGCCUACGUCACUCUCGCUUGCGCCUCAACAUUUACAAGGCCCUGGCCAGCCCUUCCCUCAUAGCCCUCUCCAGCGAGGACCCCUUCCUGACUGCCUUCCAGCUCAGUUGGGAGCUGAAACAGCUCAGCGAGGUGGAGAAUGAGUUCAAGUCAGAGUACGAAGCGCUCUCUCACCAGUGUAAGCAGUUUGCCAAGGACUUGCUGGACCAGACGAGGAGCUCCAAAGAGCUGGAAACGAUCCUCAACUACCGGGAUGACAUCAACCCUCUGUUGAUCGAGAACACCAAUGACUUGGCACGUCUGAAGUUGGCCAUCAAGUACCGUCAGAAGGAGUUUGUUGCUCAACCAAACUGUCAGCAGCUGUUGGCUUCUCACUGGUAUGGCGAUUUCCCAGGCUGGAGAAGACGCCACUGGGCAGGGAAGUUCAUCAUCUGUUUCAUCAUUGGCUGUCUUUUCCCAGUCUUCUCCCUUUGCUACCUAAUCUCUCCUAAGAGCCGUUAUGGCCUCUUCAUACGCAAGCCCUUCAUCAAGUUUAUCUGCCACACAGCCUCCUACCUCACCUUCCUUUUCCUCCUCCUGCUGGCCUCCCAGCACAUUGUGUCUACAAACCCUAACCGUCAGGGGCCGAUGCCCACCACCGUGGAGUGGAUGAUCCUGCCCUGGGUUUUAGGCUUCAUAUGGACAGAGAUCAAGCAGAUGUGGACUGAGGGCUUCCAGGACUACCUCCAUGACUGGUGGAACCUGAUGGACUUUGUCAUGAAUUCCUUGUAUCUUGCCACCAUUUCUCUAAAGAUUGUUGCUUAUGUGAAGUACAGUGGCUUCAAACCCAGAGAGAGUUGGGAGAUGUGGCAUCCUACCUUGGUGGCAGAGGCCUUGUUUGCCAUAGCUAACAUCUUCAGCUCCCUGCGGCUCAUCUCCCUCUUCACUGCAAACUCCCACCUGGGACCCCUGCAGAUCUCACUUGGCCGCAUGCUGUUGGACAUCCUCAAGUUCCUUUUUAUCUACUGCCUGGUAUUGCUGGCCUUCGCAAAUGGGCUCAACCAGCUGUACUUCCACUAUGAGACAGACGAAGGAAAUGAUUGCAAGGGAAUUCGAUGUGAACUCCAAAAUAACGCUUUUUCAACGAUGUUUGAGACGCUGCAGUCUUUGUUCUGGUCCAUAUUCGGGCUCAUCAGUAUCUAUGUGACCAAUGUGAAAGCGGGCCACAAGUUCACUGACUUUGUGGGUGCCACCAUGUUUGGCACCUAUGGUGUCAUAUCCAUGGUGGUUCUGCUCAACAUGCUCAUCGCUAUGAUGAACAACUCCUACCAGCAUAUUGCUGAUCAUGCUGACAUUGAGUGGAAAUUUGCAAGAGCAAAGUUGUGGAUGAGCUAUUUUGAAGAGGGAGGGACUUUGCCGCCCCCUUUUAACAUCAUUGCCAGUCCAAAGUCCAUCUGGUCCUGCAUCACAUGGUUAAAGAAACACAUAAUCAAAAGGACACAAGCCGUAAAAACAGAGAGAUUUGGAGAGAUGGGGAGACGGGCUGCUGAAAAUGUGCGAAUUAACCACCAGUAUCAGGAGGUGCUGAAACAUUUGGUAAAAAGAUAUGUUGCUGCAAUGAUCAGAGAUGCCAAAACAAAGGAAGGGCUGACAGAAGAAAGUUUCAAGGAGCUGAAGCAAGACAUUUCCAGCUUCCGAUAUGAAGUCCUUGGGAUGAUGAAGAGAAACAUUUCAGAUGGUCGAUUAGGUCAAGAAAGUAACAUCAGAUGUUCUGCACCGGACAAUCAAUUCAAACCCUCCCCCACAUUUCCCACUGCCAAGCCUCAGAGCAAAAUCCCCCUCUUUAACGUCACUUCCACAAUCCUGCAGAGUGCCACUGCAACCUCCACCUCCCAAGCCUUUACCAAACUAGUCAACAACCCAGUGAUCCCUAAGCUUGUUCCCCUAGUUACAGAAGUCAGGCUGGCCUGCAGUGACUAUCCCAAUGAUAUGUCAGACUUGGGGCAAAAGAACAAGUGUCCAGACCACAGCAGUCAGGUGUUUCCUGUGUCAGAUGAGCCUGGGGAGUCUGACGGAGACCAGCGGGACUGCAAUGGGGAAAGUGGGGUGAGGGGCAGAACCAGGAUGUCAGAGGAGCAAGAAAAGGAGGUCGAGAAUCAGGAAAAAGAAAUCCGUCCAUGGAAGCCAAUAUAGAGAUUUUCCAUUAGUUAAUGGUAGUUAAUGACCAAUAACUUAACUGAUUCAGUGACUGAUCAGUGAUUUACAGAGUGAGUUUGUUUACUUUGUGUCAAAGAAGCUUCCCCAUAUGACAUUGUGAUGUUGACCACUAAUCAUAAUGGUGACCAAAUACAGUGCCCUCCAAAAGUAUUGGAACAGUGAGGCCAAUUCCUUUAUUUUUGCUGUAGACUGAAAACA